Molecule: messenger RNA, 4834 nt
Organism: Eubalaena glacialis (North Atlantic right whale)
Lineage: Eukaryota; Metazoa; Chordata; Mammalia; Artiodactyla; Balaenidae
Gene: ROBO2
Product: roundabout guidance receptor 2
Exons: 29
Coding region: 1-4605 (1534 amino acids)
Molecular function (GO): protein binding
Source: RefSeq, a predicted model, not a curated record
AUGAGUCGGCUGAUGUUUACACAACUACUGCUCUGUGGAUUUUUAUAUGUUCGGGUUGAUGGAUCUCGUCUUCGCCAGGAAGACUUUCCCCCGCGGAUUGUGGAGCACCCUUCCGAUGUCAUUGUCUCCAAGGGAGAGCCCACCACGUUGAACUGUAAGGCCGAGGGCCGGCCAACGCCCACCAUUGAGUGGUACAAGGAUGGUGAGCGGGUGGAGACUGACAAGGAUGAUCCCCGGUCCCACAGGAUGCUUCUGCCCAGCGGUUCCUUAUUCUUCUUGCGCAUUGUGCAUGGGCGCAGAAGUAAACCUGAUGAAGGAAGCUACGUGUGUGUUGCAAGGAACUAUCUUGGCGAAGCAGUGAGUCGAAAUGCAUCUCUGGAAGUGGCAUUGUUACGAGAUGACUUCCGGCAAAAUCCCACAGAUGUUGUAGUGGCAGCCGGAGAGCCUGCAAUCCUGGAGUGCCAACCUCCCCGGGGACACCCAGAACCCACCAUCUACUGGAAAAAAGAUAAAAUUCGAAUUGACGACAAGGAAGAAAGAAUAAGUAUCCGUGGUGGAAAACUAAUGAUCUCCAAUACCAGGAAAAGUGAUGCAGGGAUGUAUACCUGUGUUGGCACCAAUAUGGUGGGAGAAAGAGACAGUGAUCCAGCAGAGCUGACUGUCUUUGAACGACCCGCGUUUCUCAGGAGGCCAAUUAACCAGGUGGUGCUGGAGGAAGAAGCUGUAGAGUUUCGUUGUCAGGUCCAAGGAGAUCCUCAACCAACUGUGCGGUGGAAAAAGGAUGACGCAGACUUGCCAAGAGGAAGGUAUGACAUCAAAGAUGAUUACACACUGAGAAUUAAAAAGGCCAUGAGUACAGAUGAAGGCACAUAUAUGUGUAUUGCUGAGAAUCGGGUUGGAAAAGUGGAAGCUUCUGCUACCCUCACAGUCCGAGCUCGCCCUGUUGCUCCUCCACAGUUUGUGGUUAGGCCAAGAGAUCAGAUUGUUGCUCAAGGUCGUACAGUGACAUUUCCCUGUGAAACUAAAGGAAACCCACAGCCAGCAGUUUUUUGGCAAAAAGAAGGCAGCCAGAACCUGCUUUUCCCAAAUCAACCCCAACAGGCCAACAGCAGAUGUUCUGUGUCGCCAGCCGGGGACCUUACAAUUACCGACACUCAGCGCUCGGACGCGGGUUACUACAUCUGCCAGGCCCUAACCGUGGCAGGAAGCAUUUUAGCAAAAGCUCAGCUGGAAGUUACUGAUGUUUUGACAGAUAGACCUCCACCUAUAAUUCUACAAGGCCCAGCCAACCAAACGCUAGCAGUAGAUGGUACAGCAUUACUGAAAUGUAAAGCUACUGGUGACCCUCUUCCUGUAAUUAGCUGGCUAAAGGAGGGAUUUACUUUUCUGGGUAGAGAUCCAAGAGCAACUAUACAAGAACAAGGAACCUUGCAGAUUAAGAAUUUACGGAUUUCUGAUACUGGCACUUAUACUUGUGUGGCUGCAAGUUCAAGUGGGGAGACUUCCUGGAGUGCUGUGCUGGAUGUGACAGAGUCUGGAGCAACAAUCAGUAAAAAUUAUGAUUUUAAUGACCUGCCUGGACCACCAUCCAAACCACAGGUCACUGAUGUUACUAAGAACAGUGUCACCUUGUCCUGGCAACCAGGUACCCCUGGAACCCUACCAGCAAGUGCAUAUAUCAUUGAGGCUUUCAGCCAAUCAGUGAGCAAUAGCUGGCAGACAGUGGCAAACCACGUAAAGACCACCCUCUAUACAGUGAGAGGACUGCGGCCCAAUACAAUCUAUUUAUUCAUGGUGAGAGCAAUCAACCCCCAAGGUCUCAGUGACCCAAGUGCUAUGUCAGAUCCUGUGCGCACACAAGAUAUCAGCCCACCAGCACAGGGAGUGGACCAUAGACAAGUCCAGAAAGAACUCGGCGACGUCCUUGUCCAUCUUCAUACUCCAGUUGUAUUGACUCCCACUACUGUUCAAGUCACGUGGACGGUUGAUCGCCAACCCCAGUUUAUUCAAGGCUACCGAGUGAUGUACCGUCAGACUUCAGGACUGCAGGCUACAUCAACGUGGCAGAAUUUAGAUGCUAAAGUCCCGACUGAGCGAAGUGCUGUCUUAGUCAAUCUGAAAAAGGGGGUGACUUAUGAAAUUAAAGUUCGACCAUAUUUUAAUGAGUUCCAAGGAAUGGACAGUGAAUCUAAAACAGUUCGUACUACUGAAGAAGCCCCAAGUGCCCCUCCACAAUCUGUCACUGUGCUGACUGUUGGAAGCCACAAUAGCACAAGUAUUAGUGUUUCCUGGGAUCCUCCUCCUCCUGAUCAUCAGAAUGGAAUUAUCCAAGAAUACAAGAUCUGGUGUCUGGGGAAUGAAACACGAUUCCACAUCAACAAAACUGUGGAUGCAGCCAUUCGAUCUGUAAUAAUUGGUGGAUUAUUCCCAGGUAUUCAAUACCGGGUAGAGGUUGCAGCUAGUACCAGUGCAGGAGUUGGAGUAAAAAGUGAGCCACAGCCAAUAAUAAUUGGGGGAAGGAAUGAAGUUGUCAUUACUGAAAACAAUAACAGCAUAACUGAGCAAAUCACUGAUGUUGUGAAGCAACCAGCUUUUAUAGCUGGUAUUGGUGGUGCCUGCUGGGUAAUUCUGAUGGGUUUUAGCAUCUGGUUGUAUUGGCGAAGAAAGAAGAGAAAGGGACUCAGUAAUUAUGCCGUUACAUUUCAAAGAGGAGAUGGAGGACUAAUGAGCAAUGGAAGCCGCCCAGGUCUUCUAAAUGCUGGUGAUCCCAGUUAUCCGUGGCUUGCUGAUUCAUGGCCAGCCACGAGCUUGCCAGUAAACAACAGCAAUAGUGGCCCAAAUGAGAUUGCGAAUUUUGGGCGUGGAGAUGUGCUGCCACCAGUUCCAGGCCAAGGGGAUAAAACAGCAACGAUGCUCUCAGAUGGAGCCAUUUAUAGCAGCAUUGACUUCACGACCAAAACCACUUACAACAGUUCCAGCCAAAUAACACAGGCUACUCCAUAUGCCACUACACAGAUAUUGCAUUCCAAUAGCAUACAUGAAUUGGCUGUCGAUCUGCCUGAUCCACAGUGGAAAAGCUCAAUUCAGCAAAAAACAGAUCUGAUGGGAUUUGGUUAUUCUCUACCUGAUCAGAACAAAGGUAACAAUGGUGGGAAAGGUGGAAAAAAGAAGAAAAAUAAAAACUCUUCUAAAGCACAGAAAAACAAUGGAUCAACCUGGGCCAGUGUUCCGCUACCUCCUCCCCCCGUCCAGCCCCUUCCUGGUACAGAGCUGGAACACUAUGCAGUGGAACUGCAAGAAAAUGGCUAUGACAGUGAUAGCUGGUGCCCACCAUUACCAGUACAAACUUAUUUACACCAGGGUAUGGAAGAUGAACUCGAAGAAGAUGAUGAUCGUGUCCCAACACCUCCUGUCCGAGGCGUGGCUUCUUCCCCUGCUAUUUCCUUUGGACAGCAGUCCACUGCAACUCUAACUCCCUCCCCACGGGAAGAGAUGCAGCCCAUGCUGCAGGCUCACCUGGAUGAGUUGACAAGGGCCUAUCAGUUUGACAUAGCAAAGCAAACAUGGCAUGUUCAAAGCAAUAAUCAACCUCCGCAGCCCCCGGUUCCACCAUUAGGUUACAUGUCCGGAGCUUUGAUUUCCGAUUUGGAAACAGAUGUUCCAGAUGAUGAUGCUGAUGAUGAAGAGGAAGCUUUAGAAAUCCCCAGGCCCCUGAGAGCACUAGAACAGACGCCCGGAUCCAGUACAGACAAUCUAGACAGCUCUGUGACAGGUUCAAUGGUAAAUGGAUGGGGCUCUGCAUCUGAUGAGGAUCGUAACUUUUCUAGUCAUAGAUCUAGUGUAGGUAGCUCCUCAGAUGGCUCCAUCUUUGCCAGCGGCAGUUUUGCACAAGCACUGGUGGCAGCAGCAGAUAAAGCUGGUUUUAGGCUGGAUGGAACCAGCCUUACAAGAACAGGCAAAGCCUUUACCUCCUCUCAAAGACCUCGACCAACCAGCCCAUUUUCUACUGACAGUAACACCAGUGCAGCCAUGAGUCAAAGUCAGAGGCCUCGGCCCACUAAAAAACACAAGGGAGGGCGAGUGGACCCACAACCAGCAUUGCCUCACCGAAGGGAAGGAAUGACAGAUGAUCUUCCACCACCACCAGAUCCCCCUCCCGGUCAGGGUUUAAGGCAGCAAAUAGGCCCGAGCCAGCAUGCUGGUAACGUGGAAAACUCAACAGAGAGAAAAGGAAGCUCUCUGGAGAGACAGCAAGCAUCCAACUUAGAAGACACAAAGAGCUCUUUGGAUUGUCCAGCUAAAACAUCCCUAGAGUGGCAGCGACAAACCCAGGAAUGGAUAAACUCCACAGAACGCCAAGAAGACAUACGGAAAGCCCUCCACAAACAAGGUGUUGGACCAGAGGAGACCUUGGUGCCCUACAGCAAGCCCAGUUUCCCAUCUCCAGGGGGCCAUAGCUCAUCAGGAACGGCUUCUUCUAAGGGAUCCACUGGACCUAGGAAAGCCGAGGCAUUGAGGGGAAGCCACCAGCGCAAUGCCAGCGACCUUCUUGACAUAGGAUAUAUGGGCUCAAAUAGUCAAGGACAGUUUACAGGUGAAUUAUAGUAACUGAGAGGAGACAUGCAAAGCUGCUCUGAAGGACCAUCAGGUCUGAACUCAUGGAAGUGAUGACACUAAACAGUGCAAUGAACAAUUUCUAUUUAUGUACUAUUAAAAGAACUGUAAAUGCAAUGUAAAGACACACAGCCACACAUAUCCCACAGAUAUUUUACUUGUGUUCUUCUCUUAAGUACACCACCCACCUUAACUCUUUCUUGUCAGGAGUAUAUAAAAA